Molecule: messenger RNA, 1628 nt
Organism: Salvia splendens (bonfire salvia)
Lineage: Eukaryota; Viridiplantae; Streptophyta; Magnoliopsida; Lamiales; Lamiaceae
Product: phenylalanine N-monooxygenase CYP79D16
Exons: 2
Coding region: 6-1595 (529 amino acids)
Molecular function (GO): heme binding; oxidoreductase activity, acting on paired donors, with incorporation or reduction of molecular oxygen; iron ion binding
Source: RefSeq, a predicted model, not a curated record
CAAACAUGCUUACAUCGUUGCUAGCAUUCAGCGACGAACUUCCAUCGUUGCUAGCAUUUUGUUUAGUUUCACUAAUAUUCUUUUACGUACACAAAUUAAUUAACAAAAGGUCGACGGUGCCGCCACUUCCACCGGGCCCCACCGCCUACCCAAUCAUCGGCAGCCUUCCGGAAAUGCUUUGGAAGAAGCCCGCAUUCCGGUGGAUACACAAUGUCAUGAAACAACUCAACACGGAGAUCGCAUGCAUCAAGCUAGGCCGCGUCCAUGUCAUCGCCGUCACUUCUCCGGAGCUUUCUCUCGAGUUCUUGAAGAAGCAUGACAGCGUCUUCGCCUCCCGGCCCGACGUCUCCUCGGCCCGCCUCGCCAGCGAUGGAUACCUUUCACCAGCUAUCUCGCCCUCUGGCAACCAGUGGAAAAAAAUGAGGAGGGUGAUGGUGUCGGAGGUGCUCACAAAUGAUGUGUUCAGACGGCUCCAUGCGAAACGAUGUGAUGAAGCCGAUCACCUCGUGAGAUAUGUGUAUAAUCAAUGCAUGAAUUCGCACAAAAGUGGAGUUAUGAACGUGAGAGAUGCAACUAGGCAUUAUUGUGGCAAUGUGAUAAGGAAGAUGGUGUUUAGCCAGAGGUUUUUUGGGUCGGGAAUGGAAGACGGGGGCCCGGGAAUUGAAGAGAGAGAACAUGUAGAUGGAUUGUUCACCAUUCUUUCAUGUCUCUAUGGAUUCGGAAUUGCUGAUUAUGUGCCAUGGUUGGAGGUUUUUGAUUUGGAUGGGAAUAAAAAGAUGAUCACAAAUGCUGUUAAGAAUGUAAGGAAAUACCAAGAUCAAGAAAUUGAAAAGAGAAUGGAGAUGCGGAAGCUAGGGCACAAGAGCGACGAAAAUGAUAUUCUUGGCAUUUUGAUCAACCUCAAGAACUUACAAAAUGAGCUCCUCUUGUCAAUUCGAGAGAUCAAAGCAGUCAUCCUUGAAAUGAUGUUGGCAAUAAUUGACAAUCCAUCAAAUGCAGUUGAGUGGACUAUGGCAGAGAUGAUCAAUCAACCGGACAUUCUUGCUAAAGCAUGUGAAGAGUUGGACCGAGUUGUAGGUAAGAACAGGCUGGUUCAGGAAUCAGAUUUAUCGGAACUAAAUUACGUGAAGGCUUGUCUGAAAGAGUCAUUUAGACUCCACCCUGUAUCUCCUUUUAAUUUACCUCACGUUUCAAGCAAAAACAUAGUCGUGGGUGGUUAUUUCAUCCCAAAGGGGAGUCAUGUGGCGCUUAGCCGCCCUGGCCUAGGGCGAAACCCUAGGAUUUGGGAUGAGCCUCUCCGGUUCAAGCCAGAACGACACAUUGUUGAUGAAGUCUCAAAUGUCUUACUUGUGGAUCACGAUUUGCGCAUGUUGUCCUUUAGUACUGGAAAACGAGGAUGCCCCGCCCUUGAGCUUGGUUCUACCACAACCACCAUGCUUUUGGCUAGACUUAUUCAAGGUUUUAGUUGGAAGCAACCACUUAGUACCAAUAAUAUUGACUUGGUUGAGUCAGAACAUAGCUUGGCAUUGGCUAAGCCACUGAUUGCUCGUGCAGUGCCUCGGUUAGAGUCAAAAAUUUAUCUUCAACUCGUAUAAAAAUAAUAGUAUAUGGUUGUAUUAUUGUAUGUA